Messenger RNA from Capra hircus (goat), 6318 nucleotides. RefSeq names its product deoxyribonuclease 1 (gene DNASE1). Gene Ontology annotation, cellular component: nucleus. Gene Ontology annotation, biological process: DNA catabolic process. Lineage: Eukaryota; Metazoa; Chordata; Mammalia; Artiodactyla; Bovidae. Bases 5151 to 5999 code for a protein of 282 amino acids. The record is from RefSeq and is a predicted model, not a curated record. Gene Ontology annotation, molecular function: DNA nuclease activity. The transcript has 9 exons.
CUGUUGGGGGCUGGGCAGGGGCAGCUGCCCAGAGGCAGAGAACCCAGCGAAGCCCCAGGUAAUCUUGUGGGGUUGGAGAGACUGAGCUCUGGGGGCUUGGGAGCUGUGGAGGCAGUGGGAUCUGAGGGCAGAGAUCCCUGAGAGGGAGCAGGCCAGAGAGGCAGAAGGUGCGUAUGGAGCAGAGCUGGGUCUUCGGCAGUUUCAUGGUGCCAGGGAGAGUUGAGAGCCUGCCAGGAGGAACAGCCCUAAAAAUGCCAGUCUCUCUGCUUAGACUUUGAGUGGCCGGCCCUCUCCGCUGCCCCCUGGAGGGAGACACUGUCCCGGCCUCCCCGGUCUGUCAUGUCACACACAUCGCCUGACUCUGCGUCUAGUCGCUACAUACCCUGAUAAAUGGGACAGAAAGGAAAGAGUGAGAGACCCAUGGAAGAUUAAGAUGCUGGAGUUGGCAGACAUAGAGUUUAAAAUAACUGAUUAACAUUGAAGCAGGUAAAAUGGAGAGUUUCACAGAGAAUUAGAAUUCAUAAAAGAUUGAAAAUUCUAAAAGAGAAGAGUACAGUAGCAAAUUUAAAAUUCAAUUAGGUGGAUUUAAAAGUAGAUGAGAGACAGGUGAAGAAAGGACCAGUGAACUGGAAGAUAAAUCAGUAGAAAAUCUCUCUGUAGACCCUGCCAUGACUGGCCGCUACUACCCACACUGUCUUGGACUCUGAACCCUUCUGGAGACCCGUUGGAUUGGGGAGAGCCUGCUGAGGAGGCGUUCUGUGCUUGGGAGAGACUGAGGGGGCUUGGACAUUCAGGGGACGCUCUUCACUCUGCCUUGUUGGAAAUGGUACUAGCUCACUGGGCGUCUAGUCAGUGGAGCCCCGUGACUCUCGUUAAAUCUCUCAGGGCCUCAGGCGUUGGAACCUGAACCUGUUUGUUCAUGGGCUCAGGCUAAAGGUAUGCCAGUCUUCACAGCACACACCCUGGAAAAUGCCUCUGGUGGGAUGAGGAGCCAGGGGAGGCUUGUCUGUGACGUGCAGAAGGUGUGCAUGUUGGCCCCCAGGCCGGUGGGCCACGGAGCCCAGGUGUGGUCUCUGGCAGUGGCACAGUGGGCACUGGCGUAGCUGGGUGAGGGGGCAGGGUCGGGGCUGUGCUGAGCGUGACUCUGAAACUGUUGUGGAUGAUAGUAAUUUAUGCACAUGCUGUUCUGAGAAACUUUCCGUCCUGGGUUAAUGGUUUCCUUAUAAUGAACAGAAAUAAAUUCACGAGGGAUGGUGAGCUAAGGUGGGGUCAUGGGCCAAGGCCAGUGGCUGAGCUGAGUGAUGAGUGCUGAGCUACACCGUCUGUUGGACCCCGAUUAGAGCAGUGUCCCAGCAGAGACACUGACUGUCUCGGGUAAAAGUUGGAAGCCCCUUCAUCCUCAGAGUGCUGUCUUGGAGCCGGCGAGCACCCCUCUUGAGAGGAGAGAAGGGAUCCACGUCAGACCUGGCUGAGGGCGGGCACAACAGCCACUGGCUCCUGGGAGCUUCUGAUGAGUUCAGGCCGAGCAUCAAGAAGCCGCCUGGACGCCCUGCAGUGUCCCCUGUGCUUCAGGACAGGAGGCCUUGCCAGGUUCUCUCGGCGGGGGGGUCCGUGAGGACGGGACGUCCUCUCGUGGGAGGUGGGGGGCAGGCGAGCACAGGGCCUCUGCCCUUCAGGCAUCUUUCAGGGAUGAGACAGACGAGGUCCCUGCUCCUGUGCAGCUUAUAUUCUAUUAAUAGUAGAGGCUGGCCUUCAGUGAGUAUAAGCAGGUAAGAGCAAACACACUAAAAGAAAACCAGUGAUAAGGGUCACGGAAAAGGUGACACUGGGACCAUGCUGGUGGCAGGGUCAGGUCGGGGGAGGGUGACCUUCCUGAGGUGGCACCGUGAGCGGAGCCUGGGCAGCCCUGGGGGCAGAGUGGGGCCCUGAGCUUGCAUCACCCAGCCCCUGGUAGGUGCCUGCUUUCCCCUAAAGGACAGGAGGAACCCAUGACAGAGUCUAAGCAGGGGAAUAGGGUGAUCUGAUUCACAAGAUGUGGGGGGCUGUGUGGAGACUGGACUGUGGGGAGUUUCUGGGAGCGAGGAGACCAGUGGGCGGGUUUGCUUGUGUUCGGGGAAGGGCAGGCACAGGCGCUGCAGAACCAGAGUGGGUGGAGCUGAGGGAAAGCAGGGACCCAGGUGAGCCUGAGGCGUCUGGCGUCUGGGCAGGCGAGGGCCAUCGUGGGAGGGGGCACCCCCAUUGUGUGUGUUAGAGGGUCCCAGACUCUGAGAGUACCCCUAGUUAAGGUCAGUAAAUAUUUUAAGGGACCCACAGGCCAAAGAAGUAACAGUAUCAUUUUUAAAUAGUUAAAUCCAAACAGUUUAAGUACAGUAUUUAUAUCUUAACAACUUAUAAUAGAUAUUUGGAAAAUAAUGUAAACAUAAAUUUUUUUCAUUGCAUUUUUAAGUAACCGUAAUUACUUAGGAGUGGAACGUUUGCCUGUCAGGCUCUUCUUGAAUUUUGGAAUCAAACUGGACAUGGUUACCCUUGUUGCCUUUUCCGUAUUGACUUACACAGUAAUUGCCUUUUCAGUGACUGCCAGAAACCUAGCUUUGCAGACAUGAAACCACACAAAGCAAUGUCUCAAGAUGUCAUAUUGAAACGCUGGAGUGUUGGGAGAUGGUUAGCGUCACCGUUUUCCCCCAAAGUAAAAUGCAUCCCGCAGGUUCACCGCAGGCGCCUCCGUGCGCUUCUUGCCCCUGGGCCUGUGGACCUUUGUCUCCUGGGCCACUGCUGGUGUGCAAGUCACGCCCCUCCACCCCCAAGUUCUUGGGGGUGCUCACUGGGUGUUUUUUUUUUUUUUGCCUGCAUGUCUUAGCAUGCAAGGAUCAGACCAGGACCCUCUAUGUGGGGAGCGUGGAGUCUUAGCCACUACACCACCAGGGAAGUGGUGGUCUAGGAUAGGAUGAAGUUUUAAGAUGUGAGAUGAUGUUUUUGUUCUAUCUAUUGAUCCUUAAGACAAACUUAAGAGGAAAGCAGUGAUGGAUUUAUCCCCAUUUUAUUUAGAGUUGAAGAUAUUGAAGUUCAGAGUGGUUGAAGGUGCAGUGGGUGAGCCUGGACUGGGCCCCACACCUCUGACUCUUGGCUGGGCUCUUCCCGGGCUGAGCUGCCUGCCUCUCUUGUGGGCCUAACUGAGGCCCACUGGUGUGGCAGCAGAGUUGGGCACUUGGUGCAAGUGAGGCCAUAGUUGGGACCUUUUUUCUGGCAGGUUGGUGAGAGAGGGCACUCCUUGGCACGUAAGGGGCAGUGUUUGCUUGAUGAGGUGCCUGUGUCCCUGAAAACUGGGGGGGUCCAGGUACCCUCUGUGUGAGCCAUGGCUGUGCCACAUACUGGUUUAUUCCCAUGCUCCCCUCAAAGAUCUGCACCUGUGUGUCCAGGGAAGAAAUCAUGGAAGGAAGGCACCUGUUCUGGAUGCAUUGUUGGUCUUGGUUAGUGGUUAGAAUCUUGAUUUUGAUCCUCUUGCAGUCUUGGAGAUUUUAAACAGGAGAGUCAGCAAUCCAACCUUUGCAUAAGGCUACAGGGAGGCUCCUGGCAGCCUGAGGGCAAGGCCAUGAGACCUGCAUUGUAGAUGCCGAUUCAAGCUGACUAGCACUCCUGCUGAUGGCCAGAGCUGUCCAUCAGCAUGUUCUCAUUACUUCAGGGGGUUCUGGUCUUGGUUUACUUUCUGAGUUGUUUUUAAUCCCCUGUGUCCUCCUCCUUCAUGACACUUCUGUGAUUUUGACCUUGGUCCUUGAAGACUGCUCUUCUCAGGCUACUCCUGCUCCCUGAACCCCAGUUCCCUGUAGCCCUGCACACACACACCUCACACACCCGCCACAGCAAGGCCCUUCCAUUCCAGGGAGGGACCCAGGCUUCCUACUUGCAGAGCUGUUGUUGGAGACCACAGCCUCUCCCUAAUGGGGCAGAGCCCCCAUUGAUGGGGUGAUGGGCUGAAUAUGCCACCCUCCCUCCAAUACACCCAUGUCCUAAUCCCUGGAAACAUCACACAGCAAAAAAGGAUCUCAUGAUAUGGAGAUGGUCCCAGAUUAUCUGGGAGGACCCUACACUCACUCAACUACUUCUCUGAGGGGGAAGAAUUGACACAGAAGGCAAUGAACUGAUGCGGCCACAGCCAAGGACACCAGGAGCCUCCAGAAGCUGAAGAGGGUGGAAGGGCCUCCCAGAACCUCCAGAGGGUGUGCAGCCUGUGACACUUUGAUUUCAGCUCAGGGCAGUGAUUUGGAUCUCUGACCUCUGAAAUUAUUAGACAGUAAGUUUCUUACAGUUUUAAGCCAUCAAGUUUGUAGUGACUUGUUGCAACGGCCACAGGAAGUGAAUACAAAUGGGAAGGCAAAGGAUUCCAAGAAGAAAUGACUGGACCCAAGGCCUGACCCUGAUCUGCUGCCUGACUGUGUUCUUGUGACUUGCUCCUGUCACCUGCGCCUGGACACACAGGCUCUCCGUUGCUAGCAGUUAAGGUGGGCUCUGCAGCCCCUGCCCCUUCCUGAUGCCCACCGCCCUGAAGCCCCCACAGGGAAAGCUGGAGUUGGGAAGAGGGGUUUCUGAAACAGAGCCGCCGCCAUGGGCUCCAUUUGCAACAGGCACAGUUGAGCUUUGUGCUGGCACCAAGGUCACCUCAGAUCCUGCAGCUGGAGUGUUCCUGGGGCCCUGCCCUCGAGGGCACCUGCUCCCCAUCCCUGGGAGAGCAACGUGCAAAAGCCAGAGAGCCUUUGGCUGUGUUGAAUGACUUUUUAAAAUCAAGUGCAAAUAUCAUCAGGUGCUUUUUACAGAAGCAAGGACCUGUGCCUCUCAAAAUAAACACAUGCCAGUCACCCACCUGCUGAGAAAGGCGCACAGGCAGGGCUAUUGUUCCGUGUCCUCCAGGUGAUGCCCUGGGAAAGGGCACAGCUGCCUGAACCUUUAAAACCCCAGGUGGGACGAGCAUUCCUGUGCAGAGCUGCAGCAGCUCAGCACUUCGUGAGUAUUAUUUAAGCAGCCAAAGGAGAAAAUCGGUACUGAAGGAUACCAAUUCUUGGCAGAAUUCUUUGUGAAAGGUUUCAGCUGGGCUCAGGGAGGAAAGGGUGCCCGGUGUGCCGCCCCAGCCCACACGUGGCUCUCCCUCCUGCUCCAGGAUGAGGGGCACCAGGCUAACAGGGCUGCUGCUCGCCCUCGCUGGCUUGCUGCAGCUGGGCCUGUCCUUGAAGAUAGCUGCCUUCAACAUCCGCACCUUCGGGGAGACCAAGAUGUCCAAUGCCACGCUCUCCAGCUAUAUUGUGCGGAUCCUGCGUCGUUACGACAUCGCCCUCAUCCAGGAGGUCAGAGACAGCCACCUGGUGGCCGUGGGGAAGCUCCUGGACGAUCUCAACCAGGAUGACCCAAACUCCUACCACUACGUGGUCAGUGAGCCGCUGGGCCGCAACAGCUACAAGGAGCGCUACCUCUUUGUGUUCAGACCCAACAAGGUGUCCGUGCUGGACACCUACCAGUACGACGACGGCUGCGAGUCCUGCGGGAACGACAGCUUCAGCCGGGAGCCCGCUGUGGUCAAGUUCUCAUCCCCCUCCACCAAGGUCAAGGAAUUUGCCAUUGUUCCCCUGCACUCGGCCCCAUCAGAUGCAGUGGCUGAGAUUAAUUCUCUCUACGACGUCUAUCUGGAUGUCCAGCAGAAGUGGGACUUGAACGACAUCAUGUUGAUGGGCGAUUUCAACGCUGACUGCAGCUACGUGACCUCCUCGGAGUGGUCAUCCAUCCGCCUGCGCACGAGCUCUACCUUCCAGUGGCUGAUUCCUGACAGUGCUGACACCACGGCUACGUCCACAAACUGCGCCUAUGACAGGAUCGUAGUCGCAGGGUCUCUGCUCCAGAGUUCUGUGGUUCCUGGCUCGGCCACUACCUUUGACUUCCAAGCUGCAUACGGACUGAGCAACGAGAUGGCCCUGGCCAUCAGUGACCAUUACCCGGUGGAGGUGACACUGACGUAAGUCCAUUCUGGGGUCCACAACCUCUGCCCCACGCCAGGAGCUGAAGACGACAACUGACUUGUCACAGUUAAGAGCGGAGGGUGGAGCUUAAGGAACCCAGUGCCGUCCCUCCCCCUGUGCCCCCAACCACCCUGCAGCAGCUGGAAUUUGAGGCGAGGGAUGGAAGAUAGGCUUUUCCUCACCUGACCCACUUCCAUUGUUAAGUGUGGCAGCUGUGUCACCAGAGCGCCCCACUUCCUCAGUCUGGAAAGAAAGUCUAAAACUAAGAAAUGCCUUUUAAUUUAAAUAAAGCUCAAAAGGAGGUGUUGUCAUUUGCACA